UCGACCGGAGGAAUUUAAACGGUGUGAGCCGGAGGCUGGAGGCUGCCGGAGGUUGUUCCGUCUCAGGAGGUUUAUCACAGCCCAGGAAAGGGCUCAGCCUGCGGACUGGAGUCCCGGAUCCAGCCGGACGAGCUAACCUUUGAUUCCUGGACUGUUCCGGACUCACAGCCAUCCGGGACCCGCUACAGCCUGUCGGUCGUCUGGACGUCGCGGUGGGUUGAUGUAUGAGGUCACGAUGCGUCGCCGCCGCCUCCUGCUGCUGCUGCCCUGCAUCCUGCUGCUGCUGCUGCAGCUUCCUGCAGCUCAGAGCCGACCGGCCACCGAGGACGCCGACGCAGGUGACGCCCUGAAGUCCUCCGAGGACGAAGAAGACGACGAGUCCUCCUCGGAGGAGAACAAGCUGUCCAACGAGCUGUCGACGAGCAACGAGAAGCUGCAGCCGCUGGCGCCGCAGUGGGUGACGCCGGACAAGAUGGAGAAGCAGCUGCACGCCGUCCCGGCCAGCAAGACGGUCAAGUUCAGGUGCCAGGCGACUGGAAACCCGGUUCCCUCGCUGCGCUGGUACAAGAACGGGAAGGAGUUCAGGAAGGACCAGAGGAUCGGAGGCUUCAAGAUCAGAGACCACAUGUGGACUCUGAUCAUGGAGUCAGUGGUUCCCUCCGAUAAAGGAAACUACACCUGUGUGGUGGAGAACGAGUACGGGAGCCUGAAGCACACCUACCUGCUGGAUGUAGUCGAACGUUCUCCUCACAGGCCGAUCCUGCAGGCCGGACUUCCAGCCAACCAGACCGCGGUCGUCGGCACCAACGUCGAGUUUGUCUGUCGAGUUUUCAGCGACCCGCAGCCUCACAUCCAGUGGCUCAAACACAUCACGGUCAACGGCAGCAGAGAAGGACCGGACGGACACCCGUACGUCCUGGUUCUGAAGACUGCAGGUCUGAACACGACGGACAAAGAGAUGGAGGUGUUGACUCUGAGGAACGUGACUCUGGACGAUGCAGGUGAAUACACCUGCCUGGCGGGGAACUCCAUCGGCGUGUCGCAUCACUCGGCGUGGCUCACGGUGGUCAGCGACCUGCCGCCGUCGCCGCUGCCCUCCCAGACCUACCUGGAGAUCUUCAUCUACUGCCUCGGCUUCUUCAUCAUCGUCAUCCUCACCGCCACCGCCGUCGUCUGCCGGCUCUGCUGCGCCCCGAGGAAGAGCGACUUCAGCAGCCAGCUGGCCGUCCAGAAACUGGCCAAGAGCAUCCCUCUGAGGAGACAGGUUUCAGUCGAGUCCUCGUCCUCGCUGCAGUCGGGGAUGUGUUUGAUGCGUCAGUCCCGACUCUCCAGCGCCGCCACCACCAUCCUGGCAGGAGUGUCGGAGUACGAGCUUCCCUACGAUCCGGUUUGGGAGCUUUCUCGAGAUCGGCUGACUCUGGGGAAACCUCUGGGCGAAGGCUGCUUCGGUCAGGUGGUUCUGGCCGAGGCCGUCGGGAUCGACAAAAACAAACCCACUCGCCUCACAAAGGUGGCCGUGAAGAUGCUGAAAGCCGACGCCACUGAGAAGGAUCUGUCCGACCUGAUCUCUGAAAUGGAGAUGAUGAAGAUGAUCGGCAAACACAAGAACAUCAUCAACCUGCUGGGCGCCUGCACUCAGGACGGUCCUCUGUACGUGGUGGUGGAAUACGCCUCGCAGGGGAACCUCCGGGAGUAUCUUCGUGCCCGCCGCCCGGCCGGGUUGGAGUACUGGAGCGGGUCGCGGCAGGCGUCGCUGGGCAGCGUGGAGGUCCGAGAUCUGGUGUCGGCCGCCUACCAGGUGGCCAGAGGGAUGUCUUACCUGGCGUCAAAGAAGUGCAUCCACAGAGAUCUGGCAGCCAGAAACGUCCUCGUCACCGAAGAUAACGUGAUGAAAAUCGCCGACUUCGGUCUGGCUCGAGACAUCCACCACAUCGACUACUACAAGAAGACGACAAACGGUCGGUUGCCGGUGAAGUGGAUGGCUCCUGAAGCUUUGUUCGAUCGUAUCUAUACGCACCAGAGUGACGUCUGGUCCUUCGGCGUCCUGCUGUGGGAGAUCUUCACCCUCGGCGGGUCUCCGUACCCCGGAGUCCCCGUCGAAGAGCUCUUCAAGCUGCUGAAGGAGGGACACCGGAUGGAGAAGCCUUCAGCCUGCACCCAGGAGCUGUAUCUGAUGAUGAGGGACUGUUGGCACGCCGUCCCGUCCAGACGACCCACUUUCCAGCAGCUGGUGGAAGAUUUAGAUCGGACGCUUUCUCUCAUGGCCAACCAGGAGUACCUGGACCUGGCCGUCCCUCUGGUCCAGUACUCUCCGGUCCAGUACUCCUCGGUCGGCCCAUCGGUCCGUUCCUGUUCCUCCACAUAGUCGCCGUGGGACCUUCCCUCCUUCGUCCCGUUUCCUGAGCAGCGCUUGGCGGCGGCGGCGGUCCGAUUCCAGGCCGAGCUGAGGAACUCAGAGGAGCUGCUUCACCGCAGCCUGAUGUGAAGAACAUCUGGACUGAGCUGCACUGAGCUGGACUCCCCCUCAGAGGCCUCCGGAAACACAACUUCUCCUCCAGAAGGGUGGAAAGACACUGACAGGAGACCAGCUGAGUCCUGAGCAUCCAACCGGUGUAAAUACUGUAAAUACAAGCUCGCGUUGUACAGAAACCAAACUGGAUUUAUUAGAGACACAUGACGGAUAAAUAAAGUGGACAGAAGACCAGAAAAUACACAACAGGAUGUAGAAAUCAAUCUAUAAAUGUACAACUCACAUGACAUCAGCAGGAAACCAUCAUUUAUAGACCAACUUCUCCGUUUUCUGUGUGCAUUUUAUUUAUUUUUCCUGUGCCGUGAUGUUGUGACGUUGCCAAAGAUGAUGUUAAAGUCGAUGUACAACUUGCACUUAUCCUCCAGCAGUUACACAACAUGCUUCUCCAUGAAUGUGUAAAAUAACUGAUUAACAGUAUUAAAACGUUUGUGAAUUUUUAAA
Messenger RNA from Stegastes partitus (bicolor damselfish), 2971 nucleotides. RefSeq names its product fibroblast growth factor receptor 1-A-like. Gene Ontology annotation, cellular component: signaling receptor complex; plasma membrane. Gene Ontology annotation, molecular function: fibroblast growth factor receptor activity; ATP binding; fibroblast growth factor binding. Gene Ontology annotation, biological process: positive regulation of cell differentiation; fibroblast growth factor receptor signaling pathway; multicellular organism development. The coding region runs from base 221 to 2365 and encodes 714 amino acids. The record is from RefSeq and is a predicted model, not a curated record. NCBI's taxonomy places the organism in Eukaryota, Metazoa, Chordata, Actinopteri, Pomacentridae. The transcript is spliced from 17 exons.